AUGGGUAUAGUGUGGCAGUGUGGGCGUACGAGGUGUCAGUGCUGCAGUGUGUAUCUGGUAGAGCGUGGCGCGCGGCGUGGCGUGUUCGCGGCAGUAAUGGUGAUGGAGCGACUGGCGGACUUCGUCAGCAAGUCGCUGGAGGGUGGUGAAGCGCCAGCGCCGCCGCCGGAGCCGGGCGAGGCUGAUGAUGCUGAUGAUGUAGAAGUAGACAUUACGGAGCUCGAGGACAAGGCGCCGCCACCUAAGAGGCCGCGCAACUGGCUCCUGUCGCCUGUGCCAUUGCAACAUUGCAAGAGGGAGACGAGUCAUGACGACGAUGACGAGCACAGGCAUGAUUUAACAGACAAAUCGCCUAACGGUAGUAGUAACAAUGGAGGCGGUAAGCAGCGGAGGUCGCGGACCAACUUCACCCUUGAGCAGCUCGGCGAGCUAGAGCGACUGUUUGACGAGACACAUUACCCUGAUGCCUUCAUGAGGGAGGAGCUCAGCCAGAGACUUGGACUCAGUGAGGCUCGAGUACAGGUUUGGUUUCAAAACCGAAGAGCAAAAUGUCGCAAACAUGAAAGUCAGAUGCACAAAGGUCUGCUGGUAAGUGGAGGUGGUACACCACUGGAGCCGUGUCGUGUGGCACCAUACGUGUCAGUUCCACGGCUGUCGGCAGUGCCACGUCCUCCUUCAACUGCGCCUCCGUUACCACCCAUACCACAUCCUCCACCUUCCACUGCCUUUGCGCCCUUCGACUCAGCGCUUCUUUCCGCUGCUGCUCAUCAGUACGCAAGUGCAGCAGCAGCGGCAGCAGCGGCAGCUCUAUGUCCACCAUACGCGGGGCUUGCAGCCCUUGCAGCGAGAUGUCGGUCCUCUUCCAUCGCAGACCUUCGUCUGAAGGCACGGCGACACGCGGCCGCACUGGCCGCAGCACGCGCCUCGCCACCGCCACACGCACAAGUGUCCACACCCGCACCCGCCUCUACACCCGCUGACACAUAG
Messenger RNA from Arctia plantaginis, 987 nucleotides. The record is from the annotation of a GenBank genome assembly. Lineage: Eukaryota; Metazoa; Arthropoda; Insecta; Lepidoptera; Erebidae.